AUGCGUCUCCUCAUUAUCACCAUUCUAGCCGGGGUCUCUGUCCUAGCAAGCUGCGAUCAAUGCGUGGACUAUGACAUAACAUGCUACCAGAGACUAGACCAAUGUGGUGAUUCGUUCACUAAAGCCCAAUGUCCGUACACUUGCGGGUUGUGUAAAAAGGAUCCAAAUGAAUGUAGUGAUACGAAUGAUGAGUGUCAGUUGGAUAUGUCGCCAUGUGAAACAGAUCAGUAUCAGAAAAUUUGCCCGAAAACCUGCAAUGUCUGUCCGCCAGCAAUCUGCGUGGACCAAUGGGACAACUGUCCGCUCUACAAGUUAAUCAACCAAUGCACUCGAUAUCACAAGACAAAGUGUCCACUGAGCUGUGGUCUUUGUACCGGCAAUGUCACUACUCCAGCAACUACAACUAGUACUACCACUCCAAUUCCGUUAACAACGACAAUUGAGUGCAAGGAUUCCUUGUUAAGAUGCUCAGAAAUGGCUAAACAAGGAUUUUGCUUCAGCCCAGCCUACAAACCAGAAGACAAAAAGCGACUUUGUGGAAAGACGUGCCGAUUGUGCUAAACA
Caenorhabditis elegans is the source of this 564-nucleotide messenger RNA. RefSeq names its product ShKT domain-containing protein (gene F46B3.1). The transcript has 5 exons. The record is from RefSeq and is marked reviewed. NCBI's taxonomy places the organism in Eukaryota, Metazoa, Nematoda, Chromadorea, Rhabditida, Rhabditidae. The coding region runs from base 1 to 561 and encodes 186 amino acids.